AUGGGGGCAAGAUUGGAACAACAACCAAUUCGACGGGAAGUCCCUGAAGAACAACCUAGGAGAGUGAUAAUGGUUAACAGAGACCAGGACGCAGACGAAGUAAUUCAUAGGGUUAGGCGGGAAAAUAUGAUGGAAAAUGACCUAACCAAAUUACCAAGGGGUUGUAAAAUCCCUAAGUUCACCAAAUUCUCAGGGGAUACUAGUGAAUCCACUAUAGAGCAUAUAGCCAGAUACAUGACUGAGGCAGGGGAUUUGGCGAACAGUGAGAACUUGAGGAUGAAAUAUUUCCCCAGUUCUUUAACAAAGAACACCUUCACGUGGUUUACGACUUUACCACCAAAUUUCAUAGAUGCUUGGCCCCAGUUAGAAAGAUUGUUUCAUGAACAAUUCUAUAUGGGCCAAACUAAGAUAAGUCUUAAGGAACUAGCCAGCAUCAAGAGAAAAUUCACCGAACCUAUAGAUGAUUAUCUGAAUAGGUUCCGCUUGUUAAAAUCUAGAUGCUUUACAAUAGUACCUGAACACGAGUUGGUCGAAAUGGCCGCUGGAGACGAAGAGUCUAAAAUUGCUGAAGACCCCUAUGGUCUUGAGGAAUUCGAAGUAGAUUUGGCAGAAUUAAAAGAAGCACCACCCUACGCCUGCAAAUUACUUACACCUUCGAAUGGCAGAAAUACUGUCGAAACUGAAAAGAACGAUAGGUUUCCCAAAAAGACUUACACAUUUGAUCUCACCAAAUGUGAUGAGAUCUUCGAUCUAUUAGUAAAAGAUGGCCAAAUGAUAGUGCCUCCUAAUACCAAGAUUCCUCCGGAUCUUAUUCAGAACGCAAUCAGAGAUGGCCGCCUCAAGUUCGCUGACAAAGGAAAAAACCAGAUGAAAAUUGAUAUUGAUCCCCUUAACGUUGCUGAGACCAACUAUGCUGAACCUGUCGAAAUCAACAUGGUUGACGUAAGGGAAGUGGAAGCUAUAGAAACAGCAGGAACUUAA
Messenger RNA from Lathyrus oleraceus (garden pea), 981 nucleotides. RefSeq lists its product as uncharacterized. The record is from RefSeq and is a predicted model, not a curated record. The transcript has 4 exons. NCBI's taxonomy places the organism in Eukaryota, Viridiplantae, Streptophyta, Magnoliopsida, Fabales, Fabaceae. Bases 1 to 981 code for a protein of 326 amino acids.